Molecule: messenger RNA, 1231 nt
Organism: Eruca vesicaria subsp. sativa (arugula)
Lineage: Eukaryota; Viridiplantae; Streptophyta; Magnoliopsida; Brassicales; Brassicaceae
Source: the annotation of a GenBank genome assembly
CGGACACACCUCUUCGCACACUCAUAAUCACUUUGGUCGGUUUCUUCCUGUCGCCUUCCUCAAAAAUAUAUAAAAAUAUCAUAACAAUGAUGCAGUACGAAGAACUCGCUCUUCAAAGAAGCUUCAGCUUCAACUCAACCAAGAUCAACCCUGCCAACUCUCCAGCACGUGGCUUACACGCCCGUUCUCCUUCCUCCACCACUUUGAUCCCAACCAUCCCUCACCACGAACUCUUCCUCGUACCUUGCCGUAAUUGCUCUUCCUCCUCCUCCUCCCGCCGACCAGACUCCUCCUCUUCCUCCACUAACAAAACCGUGAAAGUCAACGUGAAGCUACCAUCCUUCUUACGUUCUCUCCUCAACCUCAUUAACCUCCCUACAUGCAACGUCAUCUGCCUUCCUUCUCCUCCCUCUUCUUCCUCCUCCUCCAGCGUCUCUAACCAGCUGAUCUCACUCGUCAGAGGUGGAUCCUCUUCCCUAGGGAGGAGAGUCACGGGAACGUUGUACGGACACAGGAGAGGCCACGUCACGUUUUCUGUGCAGUACGGUCCGAGAUCAGACCCGGUAUUGCUCUUGGACUUAGCCAUGUCAACGGCUACUCUCGUCAAAGAGAUGGCGUCAGGGCUGGUCAGGAUCGCGUUGGAGUGCGAGAAACGUCACCGUUCGGGGACAAAGCUUUUUCAGGAGCCUAAGUGGACAAUGUAUUGUAACGGGAGGAAGUGCGGUGUCGCGGUGUCGCGUGGAGGCGCGUGUACCGAGUCGGAUUGGCGCGUGUUGAAUACGGUUUCUAGGGUUACGGUUGGAGCUGGAGUUAUUCCUACGGCGAAGAGUAUUGAUGACGUGUCCGGUGAUGGUGGUUUUGGUGGUGGAACGGAGCUUGGGGAGUUGUUGUAUAUGAGAGGUAGGUUUGAACGAGUCGUGGGGAGCCGUGACUCGGAAGCGUUUUACAUGAUGAACCCUGACAAAAACGGUGGUCCAGAACUUAGUAUUUUUCUACUUAGAAUAUGAAGAUUUAAAUAUGUUUUUCAAUAUUAUAUAGCGAAUGGAUGCAGUGACUUGUUAUGAAACAUAUGUAAACGAUAGGGAAAAGGCCUAGGAGGUUAUGCUAGGUUUUUUCUAAUCUCUUGUUUAUUAGAUGUGGUGUUUUUGUUUAUUUUCGUUCUUGUUGUUGUUGUUUUGAAAGCAAUUUUUGUAAUUUUUGUUUUGGUUAAAUAAGAAGAAAAGAAGGAUCG